This is a messenger RNA of Xyrauchen texanus (razorback sucker), 1593 nucleotides long. RefSeq lists its product as uncharacterized. Bases 66 to 1052 code for a protein of 328 amino acids. Gene Ontology annotation, cellular component: membrane raft; external side of plasma membrane. The transcript has 9 exons. The record is from RefSeq and is a predicted model, not a curated record. Gene Ontology annotation, biological process: interleukin-15-mediated signaling pathway; T cell activation; positive regulation of ERK1 and ERK2 cascade. Gene Ontology annotation, molecular function: protein tyrosine kinase binding; MHC class II protein binding. Lineage: Eukaryota; Metazoa; Chordata; Actinopteri; Cypriniformes; Catostomidae.
GCUGAUCAUAUUUAAAUGAAGAACAGUAACUACAUCAUGAAGAGAAAGACGGACAGAGACUGAAAAUGGCUAAUAAGUGUCACAUAUUUCUGCUGGUGCUGAAAAUGAUCUGCUCACUUCUAAAAGGUACCAGUGGAGUGAAAGACACUCAUGUGAUCUUCAGUUCUGGUGAAAAUGUCACUCUGCCCUGUAAUAAUGCCGGUUCUGACUGCAGCACAACUACAUGGAUCUAUAAUAAUAAUAGAAAUUCAGAGACAAUUGAACUGUUUGCUUAUGGGAAGAAGAAGAAGAAGAACAUAGAGAGACACGAGAGACUGAGUCUGGGGUCUGACUGCUCUCUGAUCAUCUAUAAAGCCUCAAAAGAAGAUUAUGGAUCUUACACCUGUCGGCAAUAUAUUAAUGAUCAUCAUCAAGGAAAUGAUGCACCUGUUUAUCUGCAUUUUCUUCAUGUCUCUCCAUCAUUCACACAGACUGAGAUAAGACCAGACAGUUCUGUGUCUCUCUACUGUCAGUUGAUUUCAUAUGAUUUGUGUGAUGUCCAUACUGAGGGAAUUCAGCUGUUGUGGGUGAAUCAGGCUGGUGUUGAUCUGCAGACAGACUCCAGAUAUCAGAUAUCAUCAGGACACUGUAUCAGCACUCUGACUACAAAACUCCUGAAUGAAGACAACAACAGAAAGUGGACAUGUCAAGUUAAAAAUGGAACUAAAGUGGAGACCUCAUUCAGCUAUUCUGUCAAGUAUUCAGCUCCAGCUGAUACAACACCUGUGCGUUCAGUCACCAACAUUGCAACUUUUACAACUACGUAUAACAAACUAUCUUCAGUCUUCACCCCAAUCUCUGAAAGGACCUCGACUUCCAAAGCACCAGUACCUCCAUCACAACAAGUGAUUGUGAUUGUUGUUGUGAUUGCUGCAUUAGCUGUUCUCCUUCCUGCUGUUCUUCUAUGUGUGAUCCUUAAAAAGAGAGCUGGUAAUAGACGAGAGAUUCACUCCAAUUCUACCCCAGGUGCAAAUGAGCAGACCACUGUUGAGUUCAUUCUGAUGAUAACGUGACUUACGCUUCCAUCAGAGGAGCAACAGCUGGACCCCAUUGAGGACUGCAGUGAACUUUAUAACACAGUGAACAAGAUUGUUUGCAAAUAAAUCAAACAAACAUACAAACAGUUAGUAAUUACACAAAGCAACACCACAUGACUCUAAAAUAUAUCAAAUAAAAUAUACUGGAAUAUAAACCUGGUAAAAUUUAUUCCAACCAGUUUAAUUCAAUGUCAUUAUAAUAUUGUAUUUCAAAUGUUUAUCUGGCGUUUUGGUUGAUGUCUGGGGAGUUUCAGCAUGUUUGUUUCGAGGUGUUUAUGUAAAUAAUGUUUUACUGGCUUUAUUAUUUUGAAUGUAUAUCAAAUUAGCAUUUUUUCCCAGUUUGUUAUUAAAAUACAGAUGUCUAAAACAAAUAUUUACAAUGAUAAUUUAAUGAUUUAAGGACAUUAACAAAGAUUUUAGUAACUCUUUGUAAUAACGGUCAUUAAACUCACACUAAUACAUUAAUAUGUAAUUAUACAGGAAUUAAUGAAGGACAAAUUAGUAGUACUACAUUAAC